Messenger RNA from Brassica napus (rape), 987 nucleotides. RefSeq names its product pentatricopeptide repeat-containing protein At1g12300, mitochondrial-like. The record is from RefSeq and is a predicted model, not a curated record. Gene Ontology annotation, molecular function: protein binding. The transcript is spliced from 2 exons. NCBI's taxonomy places the organism in Eukaryota, Viridiplantae, Streptophyta, Magnoliopsida, Brassicales, Brassicaceae. Bases 200 to 664 code for a protein of 154 amino acids.
GUUUUACUUAGUCGACAUUAAAAACAAAUUAAAAUCACGUAAACAACGACACGACACAAAAUUUAAAUUGAACCGGAAUUAUUUACCUAACCGGUUUUCUUUGUUCGUUCUCUUAUCCGAAAAUUUCGAGACCUCGGUCGGACAAAUCUAUCUCGGUGUGUCCUAAGACUAAGAGGAGGACGAUUCAACUGAAGCAGCGAUGAUGUUGAGGACACAGAGAUGGGAGCAUCUUACUACUUUGAGAUCGGUUCGUUCCCAUUCAAUUCAGACAGGUACUCUGAGAAAUGCUUACGAGUUCUUCUGCGAACGAGGCUUUUCUAGCGGUCUCACCAGCGAUAGAAAUCUCUCUUACAAAGAGAAACUGAGAAGUGGGAUUGUUGGAAUCAAGAAAGAUGAUGCUGGAGGACUAUGUAAGAAAGGGUCGCUGUCUGAAGCGAGACUGUUGCUUAGGAAGAUGGAAGAGGAUGGGAUUGCGCCAGAUAGUGGUCCAUACAACACUCUCAUCAGGGCACAUCUCCGAGAUGGUGACGUAAGCAUUUCAGUUGAACUCAUCGAAGAAAUGAAGAGGUGUGGCUUCUCUGCAGAUGCUUCCACUGUAAAGAUGGUUAUGGAUAUGUUAUCGGAUGGUAGAUUGGACAGAAGCUUUCUAGACAUGCUUUCUUAAAUGCCUCAUCCAACUAAGUGCCGGUUAGUGUUUACAAGUUGACUGGGUUUUAUUAGUUGAAACAAGUUUUUUUUAUGUCUAAGGGCAAUGUGGCUUCUCUGGUCUGCCCUUAAGUUACAUUAUAGGCAUUUCUAUGCGAAAGGUUUCUUGGCUUAGGAAAGGUUUUGGAAAUUUUCUAGAUGUUAAACACGACUGAGCAAGCUCUUCUUUAAGCCCUUUCUCACUAUGCUCAUCUGUAUACUUUUGCUGUUUAGGUUUUACUUGUAAUGUUAUGAACAAAUCUGUUAUUUCUCUAGUUUGUUUUGGAAAUUGUUUUUUCGGUA